Molecule: messenger RNA, 3258 nt
Organism: Bursaphelenchus okinawaensis
Lineage: Eukaryota; Metazoa; Nematoda; Chromadorea; Rhabditida; Aphelenchoididae
Source: the annotation of a GenBank genome assembly
AUGAAUUGGACUCGCCGGAAACUUUUGGCGAUCUUGGUGAUCUUCGCCUUGCUAGUGGAGCCGAUCAACAGUCGACGAGGCGGUGGAGGUGGAUUUGGACGAGGUUCAAGUGCUGGCCGAUCUUCUGGUAUGGUUUUUAAUGUUUUUGUUUGCAUUUUAGGCCUAACAGAAGUUGGAUUGAGAAAUAAUUAGUUUUAGGUGUUGAGGAUAAUAUAAAAUUGAUGAAACUUGAAAAUGUAUUAGAGUUUUACAGGGAAAUUGUUUUAAAAAACAAAAGUAGAUUGUUCAUGAGGUUGUGUCUAAACAACUUUAAUUAUUUAGUUUCUUUUUGAUAUGAAUGAUUUUUACAUCUUAUGUCAAGUAUAAUAUUCAAAAAUACUUCUUUUUUACUUUUAUUGUUGAGGAUGUUUAGUUGUAGCAAGAUACUGGUUUAUAAUUUACUUUUUGGGGAGGUAUAGCUUUUAUUCUAGCAGUUUUAACUUUGAACUAGCGAUUUUACCAUUAAAGGUUAUGGAUAAUAUCUAUUUUUUUAUCGAACUUUACAAAAGACAAAUGUAUACCUCAAAAACUGAUAAAACGUAGCUAAUCAUCUACUCUUACAGGAGGAUUUGGCAGAAGUCGAGGAGGAGGAGGUGGAGGCAUCUUUGGAGGCUCCAGGAACACUGGCUCCAACUCUCGACCUAGUGGAACAUAUAGCUCUGGUUCAUCACGUUCUGGUGGUGGUGGCUUGUUCAGUGGGUCUUCAGGCAACUCACAGUCCAGAAACAAAGGUGGAGGUAUUUUUGGUGGAUUCGGAAGCAACAAACAGAAUUAUCGUCAGCCACAGACUUCGUCGUAAGUUGGCUUUGAUAAUAUAGCUUUUUUAAGGAUUUUAUCCGAAUCUCAUUAUAUUUUAGAUAACAUUAAGUUAAAAUAUUGUGUAAAUAUGUUUUUACCUUCAUCCUAAACAACCUUAUAAAAAGUUGCCUUGUUUUAGGUGGAGACCAUCAGGAAUUGGCUCAAGGAGCAGGUCCAGUACCUUCAAGAAUAUGAUUGUUGGCGCAGCCGCUGGUUAUUUGACAUAUCAAGCCGGAAAACAUUUGAUUCGAUCUGCAAUGGCACCUAUGAUGUGAGUUUUAUCAUAUUUGUUAAAAUUUUAGGUUUUUGGCGUUGGCAGUCUGCGCUUGGGUUGUGCAGGCUGCAGAAUGAGCUUUUUUAAAAUGGUUGUAAAACUGGUUUAAGGGGUAAAACUUGGGUUGGUAAGAUUAUAAAAUGACAGAAACUUAAUUUUUUAAAAUUAAAAAAUAAUUUUAAAAAAAUUUUAGGUGGAACAACCGCCCAUAUUAUUGGGGCCAAAGCUACUACCAGCCCAGGCCGCAACAACAAAUGUGCCGAAUGCCAUUGGACCCGGGAGACCCACAAUUUGGCAAUAUCUACUUCCAAGACCAAACUCGGCCGAAGGAAAUUGUUUGGAGCUGUGGGUAUAACGAGCAAUGUUGUGGCUACGAGUGCUGUCCUGGCGGUGGCUACGGUGGCGGUGGUUACGGUAGUGGAGGCUAUGGUGGUGGAGGCUACUAUGGUCGAAAUGGUUACUCUGGAAUUGGAAUUGGGUAUGCAUUUUGGAUGAUUUUGGUCGUUAGAUGGGUGUUUUAGGCGACGAGAUGAGGAUUUUUUGAGUUUUGUUAGGUUGUUCAAAUAAUUAUGAGCUACUGUUAAAAAUCUUUUUGGGGUUAGUUGGCGCAGACUUUUUUGAACGGCUUACUAGGUUACAAAAAGCAUUUUUUUGAAAUUUUGGGUAACAAAGAGGGGAUUUUUAAUAUUUUAGGCAACAAAAUUGGGUCUUUUAAAUUUUGUCAAGUUUUUUGAUUUUUAUAUUGUUCACUAGCUUUACAUGGUCAUUUUGUUGCUUUGUAUAUAUCAAUGUAUUAAUUUCUUUAUCUGGACGGCAUCAAUAUUAACAUAAGCUUUAUACUAACAUAUUACUGUAGAGUCAUCGUUGCUGGAGUGGAGUAGGAGUAGUAUAAAACACAUGGUGCCAUAUAUAGACGAUAUUUUUGUGUUUGAACCUUAAAUUUAAGAAAAUUUUUGGAAAUUUUUAAAAAUUUUUUGAAAAUUUGAAUUUUGAUAAUUUUUUUUACAAAACUAACAAAUUCACAAGUUGCAGUUGUUAACAGUAGUCAAAAUUUAACAAUAAAUGACAUUUUCGUAUUUUAAGACGCCAAAAUCAGCCCCCAUAUAUGCAUCAGGAUUAUAUUGGCCACAACAAUAUUAAUCAUGACAUUCAAACUACUCCUAUCCCAACCGAAAGCAGCGAUGACUGGUAACUCAGUAAUCUUACUCAAAAACUGGUCUAUGGGGUCUAAAUUUAAAAUUUGGUCUUAAAAAAUUUGAAAAAGUCGUCUUGAGGCAAAAAAUUAUUUUUAAAAAUUAAAAAAUUUUGGAAAAAUUUUAAGAACUUAUUGAAAAUGCUACUUGUAACAUAUGUUUUUAUGUUUAUACUAGUCGCACAACGAAACCCGGUCUAAUAAUUUACAAAGCUUUGACACGCUUAUACUCUCUAAUCUUACUCCUACUCUUACCCCCCGCCUUAACACCCUUUGCCCUUGGUUUGCCCAUACUCCAUCUCUUCUUAUCCCUAUUCUAACCCUACCUUUGUCCAUACUCCCUUCCCGUGCUAAGCUCUUUUUUUGCUUUUGUAAAUCUUGCCACGUUUUUGCCUACUCCUAGUCAAGCAUUUUUUUCUUAAAUUUGCAUUUAAAGUUGUAAACUAAUAUAAACUUCUAUUCGAAUAUUUGUGCAAUAAACAAUAUUUUUUUUGAAAUGACGGAUUUUUAAAAAUUUGAAAUUUUAUAAUUGGAAGUUUUAUGUUUUUUUGUUCAAAAAGUUUCGUUGCAUAUAUGUUCGAAUGGAAGUUUUAGUUUAGUUUUGGCUUUAUAUUGGCGGAUUGGGCCUAAUUUGUAAAUUUAAGCGUCAAGAUUUUAAAAAAUUGAAUAGUUUUUUGAUGUUGUUAGUUGAAAAUGGUCUGUUAUCGGCUUGUUACCUAAAAAAUGUAAAGAUAGGCUAAAGGGCAUCAGAGAUUUAAAAAAAUUAUUUUAAAAAAUAUUACUUACUCUGUGGCAAUUGACAUGACGACGUAAAAAUUUCAGAACCUUGUUGGUUUUACUGAUUGUUGGCUCAUUGGGAGCGUUUACGAUCUUCAAAGUGUGCCAAAAUGUAAAAAAUAACAAAUAUCAGCGUGGUAGACCAACUGAUGCUCCGCCAGUUUACAACAACUACUAG